Molecule: messenger RNA, 507 nt
Organism: Naegleria lovaniensis
Lineage: Eukaryota; Heterolobosea; Eutetramitea; Acrasida; Naegleriidae
Exons: 1
Coding region: 1-507 (168 amino acids)
Source: RefSeq, a predicted model, not a curated record
AUGGGUCAACUCAUCUCGCAUUAUAAACGGAAAAAGCACAACAACCACCAUGACGAUGACGAAGUUCUCUCUUCCUUUGAUGAUUUGGAUGAUUUUGUGAGAGCAAGUCAUUCAACAGCAACCUCUCGUCGUGCUCAUAAGGAUGAUAGUGAACAAUUAAUGUCCCUCGACCACAAGAAUGAAAAACAACAACAUCACCGAAAACAUCGAAAACAAGCCACUUCUUCUUCACCCGAUUAUUCUCCUCUAGAUAUGUCCUAUGAUGCAAGUGAAUAUAUGGACCCAGAAACAUACUAUGCAAAGAUCUCUCAACACAAAUUGACUGGAUUGCAACGUGAAGAUUCGUCCUCUCCUUCCUCAUCACCGUCAUCACGGAAGAAGAAGGCAAGUUAUUCUGCAGACGGACAUAAUGUGAGCAAACAACAAUAUCGAGCUUCUCAUAGAUUUACUGCUCUGUUUUCGUCGGAUAAGACACACUAUGGAGGUGGAGGAUACAUGUACUUUUAA